AUGCGCGCCUCGCAAAUCACGAUGCGGCCGGACUCGAGGGCGGCAGCGAUCCGAACCGCUGGCUAUCCUUUGGCCGAGCUCGCCGCGCUGGCAGCAGCAGAUCCGCCUUAUGAGCUGGACCGCGCGACAGUGCAGACGUGGGUGAGCGAGGCCCUCUCGAGCGCGACCCGAGUCCUCGGCACUCGCUGCCACCCCGGUGAGUCCGCUUCUGGCUUUCGGGAGUGCCAGGGCAGGCAGUACCUCGCGCCGCUGCGCAGCUCGGAGCUUCCUGCGUGGCCGAGUGCCGUCCACGAGGCGCGUGCCGCCGAGGAGGGAGACAGCGAGCAGCUUCCGUGCGACAUAGCGCGGCGCAGCUGGCCGGACCUCACGGCCGACGCCUUUGAGAAAGGCUUCAACCAGCCGGGCAUCCCCGUCAUCGUGAGCGGCCUGACGGCGGCCUGGCCCGCGGCCGCUUGGGCAGAGGAGGAGGGCAGCACGGACGUCUCUCACCGGGCAGGGCAGUCGCUCGCGCGAUCGCUGAUGCGCCGCGCCUACGCCCUCCCGCCGUACGCGCGAGCUAACCCGGCCUCGUUCUUUGGCGUGCGGCCCUUCGCGCACGGCGAGACGCUCGACAACCAGUACGUCAACUUGGACGACGUGUCCACCGCCUACCGCCACCUGCUGCUGGCGGGCUACUCGCCCGUCCCGCUCGUCCAGCCGUCGCUGCUGCGCACGCAGCAGUGCUUCCCUCGCCGCGCGGACGUGACGGACGCGGCGGCACAGCAGGCCUCGUUCCACGUCCACUCGCGCUGGGCGCUCGUCUCGGCGGGCGGCUCCGGGUCCGCGUGGCACAUCGACCCGUGGAACACGAGUGCCUGGAACGCCCUCCUCUCCGGGCGCAAGCGCUCGCCGCGCGCAUUCUUUGGGCGGGUGCUGGGCUCGCUUCCGCCCGAGGAGCGGCCGCAGCAGUGCGUGCUCCGCGAGGGCGAGACGAUGUUCGUGCCGUCUGGCUGGUGGCACGCCGUCCUCAACUUGUCGCCCACGAUUGCAAUCACGGAAAACCGCGUCGACGGCGCCAACCUCGCGGCCGCGCUCGAGGAGAUGCGCGCGGCAGACCCGGCCUCGGAGAGCGGGCGGCGGGCGGCGACCGCGUGCCGGCGCCUCAUGGAGGGGCAGGCUGACCGCGGCGAGUACCCCCGCGACUGCGCGCAGCGCCUCGACCCGAACGCCGUCAGCGAUGCCGACAUGGCGGAUUGCGUGCGCCGGCUCGAGACAUGCAGUGGAGCAUGACGGUCACGGAUCGCCUCCUGUUGCGUGGCGGGUGCAACCAGCGAACCGCAGCGGAACUGCUGCCCAUAAAGGGAUCCCCGCACGUUGUUUUGUGACUGACUGUGUAUAUGUCGGUUGCACAUGAGGCGUGAUCAAAAGAC
Molecule: messenger RNA, 1409 nt
Organism: Emiliania huxleyi CCMP1516
Lineage: Eukaryota; Haptophyta; Isochrysidales; Noelaerhabdaceae
Exons: 5
Coding region: 1-1269 (422 amino acids)
Cellular component (GO): cytoplasm
Source: RefSeq, a predicted model, not a curated record